GCGGCGGCGGCGAUGAUGAUGAUGUGCGCGGCGACCGCCUCCGCCGCCGCCUCCACGGGGCCCGCCGGCGCCGACGGCUUCUUCCCCGCCGCCUUCGUGUCCUGCCCGGCGCCGGGGGCGCCGCUCAUGCCGGGCCCCGAGGGCAACGCGGCGGCGGCGGCGGCGGCGGCGGCGGCGGCGGGCUGGGGGCUGGGGCUGCUGCCGCCGGACUCGCGGAGCCAUUACCGGCUGCUGCUGUCGGGCCGGGCCCUGGCCGACCGCUACCGCAGGAUCUACACGGCGGCGCUCAGCGAGCGGGACCAGGCCGGGGGCGGCGCCGCCCACCAGGGCUCCAGGAAUAAGAAACUUUUAAGUAAGAAAAAGCUGAAAAGGAAGCAGAAGACCAAAUCAAAAGUUAAAGUGCGAAGCAAGACUGAAAAUUUAGAGAAUGCAGCCAUCAUACCAGAUAUCAAACUCCAUAGCAACCCUUCGGCUUUCAACGUCUACUGCAAUGUCCGCCAUUGUGUUCUGGAGUGGCAGAAAAAGGAAACGUCCUCGGCGGUAGCAUCGAAAAACUCCGCCCAGAGCGGCGACUCGGACAGCGACGAAGAGGAGGAAUCCAAAGAGCCUCCCAUCAAACUUCCAAAGAUCAUUGAAGUUGGACUUUGUGAAGUUUUUGAAUUGAUCAAGGAGACAAGAUUUUCUCAUCCGUCGCUAUGUCUUCGGAGUCUGCAAGCUCUGCUUAAUGUACUUCAAGGCCAGCAGCCAGAAGGUCUUCAGUCAGAACCACCGGAAGUUCUAGAGUCUCUCUUCCAGCUCCUUUUGGAAAUCACCGUCCGAAGUACCGGCAUGAACGACAGCACCGGCCAGUCCCUUACAGCCCUCUCCUGCGCUUGCCUCUUUAGUCUGGUAGCCGCGUGGGGAGAAACAGGGAGGACUCUUCAGGCCAUCUCUGCUAUCCUCACCAACAAUGGCAGCCACGCGUGCCAAACUAUUCAGGUGCCAACAAUCCUAAAUUCUCUCCAGAGGAGCGUACAGGCAGUUUUAGUGGGCAAAAUCCAAAUCCAGGACUGGUUCAGCAAUGGAAUUAAGAAAGCCGCUCUGAUGCACAGAUGGCCGCUGAAGGAAAUUUCCGUGGAUGAAGAUGACCAGUGUCUACUUCAAAACGAUGGCUUCUUUCUUUAUCUAUUAUGCAAGGACGGACUCUAUAAGAUAGGGUCGGGAUACAGCGGAACAGUGAGGGGUCAUAUAUACAAUUCUACAUCCCGCAUCAAAAACAGAAAAGAAAAAAAGUCUUGGUUAGGGUAUGCUCAGGGUUAUUUGUUAUAUAGAGAUGUGAACAAUCACAGCAUGACAGCCAUAAGAAUAAACCCUGAAACACUGGAACAAGAUGGAACUGUAACGUUGCCAGAUUGUCAUGCGGAAGGGCAGAAUAUUUUAUUCACGGAUGGAGAAUACAUAAAUCAGAUCGCUGCUUCUAGAGAUGAUGGCUUUGUCGUUCGAAUAUUCGCAACAAGCACGGAACCUGUUCUUCAACAAGAAUUGCAGCUCAAACUUGCACGGAAAUGCUUACAUGCCUGUGGAAUCUCAUUAUUUGAUCUGGAAAAAGACUUACAUAUUAUAAGUACAGGAUUUGAUGAGGAAUCCGCUGUUUUGGGAGCAGGAAGAGAGUUUGCACUUAUGAAAACUGCUAGUGGAAAGAUAUAUUAUACAGGCAAAUACCAGAGCCUCGGAAUCAAGCAGGGCGGUCCUUCGGCAGGAAAAUGGGUUGAACUACCGAUAACAAAAUCUCCAAAGAUUGUCCAGUUCUCAGUGGGACAUGAUGGUUCGCACGCCUUGUUGGUGGCAGAGGAUGGAAGCAUAUUUUUUACAGGGUCGGCGAGUAAGGGAGAAGAUGGAGAAUCAACUAAGAGCAGACGUCAGUCUAAGCCCUACAAACCUAAAAAGAUUAUUAAGAUGGAAGGAAAAAUCGUGGUCUACACGGCGUGCAAUAACGGAAGUAGUUCUGUAAUUUCAAAAGAUGGAGAACUCUAUAUGUUUGGAAAAGAUGCCAUUUACUCUGACAGUUCAAGUUUAGUAACAGAUUUGAAAGGACAUUUUGUGACUCAGGUAGCCAUGGGCAAAGCUCAUACUUGUGUUUUAAUGAAGAAUGGGGAAGUUUGGACUUUUGGUGUCAACAACAAAGGGCAGUGUGGGCGAGACACCGGCUCCAUGAGCCAAGGAGGAAAAGGUUUUGGAGUUGAAAACAUGGCAACAGCAAUGGAUGAAGAUCUAGAAGAAGAGCUGGAUGAAAAAGAUGAGAAAUCUAUGAUGUGUCCACCUGGCAUGCAUAAAUGGAAACUGGAGCAGUGCAUGGUGUGUACGGUCUGUGGAGAUUGCACCGGUUAUGGAGCCAGCUGUGUUAGUAGCGGACGUCCGGAGAGAGUUCCUGGAGGGAUCUGUGGCUGUGGCUCAGGGGAGUCUGGCUGUGCUGUGUGUGGGUGCUGCAAAGCCUGUGCAAGAGAGUUGGAUGGCCAAGAAGCAAGGCAAAGAGGAAUUCUUGAUGCUGUGAAAGAGAUGAUUCCUUUAGAUCUCCUUUUAGCUGUCCCCGUCCCUGGAGUUAACAUUGAAGAACACCUUCAAUUGCGACAAGAAGAAAAACGUCAGCGGGUCAACAGGCGGCAUAGAUUGGAGGAAGGGAGAGGCCCCCUUGUAUUUCCCGGUCCUAUUUUUAUGAACCACCGUGAACAAGCUCUAGCCAGAAUAAGACCCCAUCCAGCACAGCUAAAGCAUAAACGGGACAAGCACAAAGACGGAAGCGGAGAAAGAGGCGAAAAGGACGCCAGCAAAAUCACCACCUAUCCUCCCGGCUCUGUGCGCUUUGAUUGUGAAUUCCGGGCCGUUCAAGUCAGCUGCGGAUUCCACCAUUCAGUGGUUCUGAUGGAGAACGGGGAUGUUUAUACAUUCGGAUAUGGGCAACACGGACAGCUGGGACAUGGAGAUGUGAAUUCCAGGGGUUGCCCCACUCUUGUCCAGGCCUUACCUGGUCCGAGCACGCAAGUUACUGCAGGGAGCAACCACACGGCAAUUCUUUUAAUGGAUGGGCAAGUCUUCACAUUUGGAAGCUUCUCCAAAGGACAGCUUGGCAGACCGAUUUUGGAUAUGCCCUACUGGAAUGCUAAACCAGCUUCCAUGCCCAAUAUCGGAUCGAAAUUCGGACGCAAGGCGACUUGGAUUGGAGCAAGUGGAGACCAGACUUUCCUGAGGAUUGAUGAAGCGCUUAUCAACUCUCACGUGCUGGCGACAUCGGAAAUCUUCGCUAGCCGACAUAUAAUAGGCUUGGUACCUGCUUCUAUAUCAGAACCUCCCCCAUUCAAAUGUCUUCUGAUAAAUAAAGUAGAUGGGAGUUGUAAAACAUUCAAUGACUCCGAACAGGAAGAUCUACAAGGAUUCGGUGUAUGUCUUGACCCCGUUUACGAUGUAAUCUGGAGAUUUCAGCCAGGUGCUAGAGAACUGUGGUGUUAUAAUGCAGUAGUUGCCGACUCCAGGCUGCCUUCAGCUCCAGACAUGCAAUCCCGAUGUAGUAUAUUGAGCCCCGAACUUGCUCUCCCAACGGGAUCAAAAGCCCUUACUACCAGGUCCCACGCAGCCCUGCACAUUUUAGGUUGCCUUGAUACCUUGGCAGCUAUGCAGGACUUAAAAAUGGGAGUCGCAAGCACAGAAGAAGAGACUCAAGCAGUAAUGAAAGUUUAUUCCAAGGAAGAUUAUAGCGUGGUGAAUAGAUUUGAAAGUCACGGAGGCGGUUGGGGUUAUUCGGCCCAUUCGGUGGAAGCAAUUCGCUUUAGUGCCGACACGGAUAUUUUACUAGGGGGCCUUGGUCUUUUUGGAGGUAGAGGAGAAUAUACUGCUAAAAUAAAGUUGUUCGAGUUGGGUCCAGAUGGAGGCGAUCACGAGACCGACGGAGAUCUUCUUGCGGAGACGGACGUGUUGGCUUAUGACUGCGCUGCUAGAGAAAAAUAUGCCAUGAUGUUUGACGAACCAGUUCUCCUUCAAGCUGGCUGGUGGUACGUAGCGUGGGCUCGAGUGUCCGGACCCAGUAGUGACUGUGGAUCUCACGGGCAGGCUUCAAUUACCACCGAUGAUGGUGUUGUUUUUCAGUUUAAAAGUUCAAAGAAAUCAAAUAACGGUACUGAUGUCAAUGCAGGACAGAUACCUCAGUUAUUAUACAGGCUCCCAACUAGUGAUGGUAGCGCUUCAAAAGGAAAACAACAAACCAGUGAGCCUGUGCACAUCUUAAAGAGAUCUUUUGCCAGAACUGUCUCAGUGGAAUGCUUUGAGUCCCUGUUGAGCAUUCUUCACUGGAGUUGGACCACACUAGUCCUUGGAGUGGAAGAACUUCGAGGAUUGAAAGGAUUCCAGUACACUGCCACUCUCCUCGAUUUGGAGAGGCUGCGUUUUGUGGCCACUUGUUGUCUGCGACUUUUGCGGGUCUACACAUGUGAGAUUUACCCCAUGUCAGCUUCUGCUAAAGCAGUCGUAGAAGAGACGAGCAAAUUAGCAGAGUGUAUUGGGAAAACCAGAACUUUGCUCCGCAAAAUUUUAUCCGAAGGCGUUGACCACUGCAUGGUCAAAUUGGAUAACGAUCCCCAAGGAUAUCUCAGUCAGCCGUUGAGUCUUCUGGAAGCAGUUCUUCAGGAGUGUCAUAACACUUUCACGGCCUGCUUUCAUUCUUUCUACCCAACUCCCGCCCUGCAGUGGGCUUGCCUGUGUGACCUGCUGAACUGUUUGGAUCAGGAUAUCCAGGAAGCAAAUUUCAAGACAUCAAGUAGCCGACUGCUUGCAGCUGUUAUGUCUGCCCUAUGUCACACUUCGGUCAAGCUGACCUCCAUCUUCCCGAUUGCUUACGAUGGAGAAGUGUUGUUGAGGUCAAUGGUGAAGCAAGUCAGCACUGAGAAUGACUCUGCGCUAGCCCACCGGUUCCCGCUGCUGGUCGCACACAUGGAAAAACUCAGCCAGAGCGAGGAAAACAUAUCGGGGAUGACAAGCUUUCGGGAAGUGUUGGAGAAGAUGCUUGUUAUUGUUGUGUUGCCAGUCAGGAACAGCCUGAGGCGAGAGAAUGAACUCUUCUCCUCUCACCUGGUGUCCAACACCUGCGGAUUACUUGCUAGUAUUGUCAGUGAACUUACAGCAUCUGCCCUUGGAUCUGAGGUCGACGGGCUCAACUCUCUCCAUUCCGUCAAAUCCAGCGCUAGUCGGUUCACUAAGACAAGUCAAGGAAGAAGUUGGAAUACUGGAAAUGGAUCUCCCGAUGCGAUCUGCUUCUCUGUAGACAAACCCGGUGUGGUCGUGGUGGGAUUCUCUGUCUACGGAGGAGGGGGAAUUCAUGAAUACGAAUUGGAGGUGUUAGUCGACGAUAGCGAACAUGCAGGCGAUGCAACUCAUUCUCACCGAUGGACAUCGUUAGAGUUGGUCAAAGGGACCUAUACAACUGAUGAUUCUCCCAGUGACAUAGCUGAAAUCAGACUGGAUAAAGUUGUUCCCUUGAAGGAAAAUGUAAAGUAUGCAGUGCGUUUGAGGAAUUAUGGAAGUCGUACUGCCAAUGGAGACGGAGGAAUGACCACUGUCCAGUGUCCAGAUGGUGUCACGUUUACAUUCAGUACAUGUAGUCUCAGCAGUAAUGGCACAAAUCAAACAAGAGGACAAAUUCCACAAAUCCUUUACUACAGGAGCGAGUAUGAUGGAGAUCUCCAGUCCCAGCUUUUAAGUAAAGCUAAUGAAGAGGAUAAAAACUGUAGUCGAGCCCUCUCCGUUGUCAGUGCUGUGGUUCGAGCUGCCAAAGACCUGUUGCACAGAGCUCUUGCUGUAGAUGCCGAUGACAUUCCAGAACUGCUUAGCUCUUCCAGCCUGUUUUCCAUGCUGCUUCCCCUUAUAAUAGCCUACAUCGGACCAGUCGCUGCAGCUAUUCCCAAGGUGGCUGUAGAAGUCUUUGGCCUUGUCCAGCAGCUGCUUCCUUCGGUUGCCAUUUUGAAUCAGAAGUAUGCCCCUCCCGCCUUCAAUCCCAAUCAGUCGACAGAUAGCACCACAGGAAACCAACCUGAUCAAGGCCUUUCGGCUUGCACUACCUCGAAUCAUUAUGCCGUCAUUGAGAGUGAGCACCCCUAUAAACCUGCCGGAGUAAUCCACUACAAGGUGACGUUCCCAGAGUGUGUCAGGUGGAUGACCAUCGAGUUUGACCCUCAGUGCGGCACCGCCCAAGCGGAAGAUGUUCUGCGUUUGCUGAUUCCUGUGAGGACUGUGCAAAACGCCGGAUUUGGACCAAAGUUGAUAUCCGUUCAUGAAAAUCUUAAUUCGUGGAUAGAAUUGAAGAAAUUUUCUGGAUCUUCAGGCUGGCCGACUAUGGUCUUGGUGUUACCAGGAAAUGAAGCCCUCUUUUCACUGGAGACAGCAUCUGACUAUGUGAAAGAUGAGAAGGCUUCCUUUUAUGGUUUUAAGUGCUUUGCAAUUGGAUAUGAAUUUAGUCCUGGAUCCGAUGAGGGAAUCAUUCAGCUGGAAAAAGAGUUGGCCAAUUUAGGUGGUGUCUGUGCAGCAGCUUUGAUGAAAAAAGAUUUGGCCCUUCCAAUUGGUAAUGAAUUAGAGGAAGAUCUUGAAAUUCUCGAAGAAGCCGCAUUGCAGGUGUGCAAAACGCACUCGGGCAUUCUCGGGAAAGGAUUAGCACUCUCUCACUCUCCAACAAUAUUGGAAGCUCUUGAAGGAAGUUUGCCACUCCAGAUACAAAGCAACGAACAAUCUUUUUUGGAAGAUUUCAUUGCUUGUGUUCCAGGAUCAAGUGGUGGGCGACUGGCAAGGUGGCUUCAGCCGGACUCAUUUGCCGAUCCUCAGAAAACAUCACUGAUCCUCAAUAAGGACGAUAUCCGCUGCGGUUGGCCCACCACCAUUACAGUACAAACAAAAGAUCAGUACGGAGAGGUCGUUCAUGUCCCGAAUAUGAAGGUGGAGGUAAAGGCUGUCCCUGUUUCUCAGAAAAAAACAUCCUUGCAGCAAGAACAAGUGAAGAAGCUUCAGAGGAUUCCUGGCAGUCCCUCAACGGCUGUGCCUUCCUCUAACACGGAUCUGACCUUUGGCGGGCUUGCGUCUCCGAAGCUUGAUGCUUCUUACGAGCCAAUGAUAGUGAAGGAGGCCCGCUAUAUUGCCAUUACAAUGAUGAAGGUUUAUGAAAAUUAUUCAUUCGAAGAGCUGCGUUUUGCAUCACCGACUCCUAAAAGACCCAGUGAGAAUAUGUUGAUCAGAGUCAACAACGAUGGCACUUACUGUGCAAAUUGGACUCCAGGAGCCAUCGGUCUUUAUACCAUUCAUGUUACUAUUGAUGGCAUUGAAAUAGAUGCCGGACUAGAAGUGAAAGUAAAAGACCCACCAAAGGGGAUGAUACCACCUGGAACUCAGCUGGUCAAACCAAAGAUGGAACCCCAGCCAAAUAAGGUUCGCCAGUUUGUGGCCAAGGACAGCGCAGGACUCCGUAUCCGUAGCCACCCGUCUCUCCAGAGUGAACAGAUAGGCAUAGUGAAAGUCAAUGGAACCAUCACUUUUAUUGAUGAGAUCCACAAUGAUGAUGGUGUGUGGCUGAGGCUGAAUGAUGAGACAAUAAAGAAGUAUGUGCCUAACAUGAAUGGUUACACUGAAGCCUGGUGCCUCUCUUUUAACCAGCAUCUUGGCAAGAGCCUUCUGGUCCCUGUUGACAAUAUCUUUAAUACUAGCCAAGGAGUCAGGGAUUUGGACGUUUUUUCAUGGACUUCUAAAGCUUUUUUCCCCCAGGAGCCCAAAUCUAAUACCGAUGACGUUUUCAAGGACCUAAAUCCCUACUGCCCCCAGGAAGCAGUCAUGCAAGAACAAGACCCGCCAUUCCUCCGAGGCGGGCCGGGACUGUAUAAGGUAGUGAAGACGGGACCUUCAGGUCACAACAUCAGAAGCUGCCCUCAUCUUAGAGGUAUCCCAAUUGGAAUGUUAGUUCUGGGAAACAAAGUCAAGGCAGUGGGCGAGGUGACCAAUUCGGAAGGUUCAUGGGUGCAGCUGGAUAAGAACAGCAUGGUAGAGUUCUGUGAGAGUGACGAAGGCGAAGCCUGGUCCCUAGCUAGAGACAGAGGCGGAAAUCAGUACCUUCGACAUGAAGAUGAACAAGUUCUUCUGGAUCAAAAUGCUCAGACUCCUCCUCCAAGCCCUUUCUCAGUGCAAGCAUUCAAUAAAGGGGGAGGUAGCAGUUCCCAAGGAUUUGAUUACGGACUCGGAAAUAGCAAAGUUUUGACUGUUUUACCCGCUGCAGGUGAACAACUGAGUGCCAUACUGAAUUCCAUUCAGUCACGGCCUACCCUCCCAGCUCCUUCCAUCUUUGAUCAAGCUGCAAAACCUCCCUCUUCCCUAGUCCACAGCCCAUUUGUGUUCGGACAGCCCCUUUCCUUCCAGCAGCCUCAGCUUCAGAAAACACCAUCCCGCAACCUUGCUUCUCGUGAGCGCAUUUACAAAAAUAAUGGUGUAGCUGGGUCUGCCUCUGCUAUCUCAUCCCUCUCUCACAAACUAAAGGGUGACAGAGGAGGUGUCCCAGCAAGUCCUAGACCGGCUUCUCCGGCGGGCUCAUCCGACCUCGCCUCGAAAAACAGGGUAGAGAGCAGGUCGCCCAAGCCCGAGGGCCGGGCGAGCCGGACCACCGCCGAGCAGAAGAAAGCCAGGAAUACCGAAGGCCUUUCUGCUAGCGAAUCCCUCCUGUUGAAAUCCGAUGCUGCCAAGCUCCGCUCAGAUUCCCACAGUAGGUCAUUAUCCCCCAACCAUAACACCCUGCAGACUCUCAAAUCUGAUGGGAGGGGGUCGUCGGGCCUCCGAGCCGAAUCUCCGGGACCGGGAUCUCGCUCGUCAUCCCCGAAGCCCAAGACUCUCCCGGCCAGCCGAUCCAGCCCACCCGGUGCGGGCUCUUCCCGCUCCUCCUCUCCACAUGACAAAACUCUACCUCAGAAAGUCUCCGUUCCUGUGAAGACCAAGCUCGACCCUCCUCGGGAGCGAUCCAAAUCCGACUCUUACACUCUGGAUCCAGACACCCUGCGCAAAAAGAAGGUGCCCCUCACCGAGCCGUUAAGGGGACGCUCCACAUCGCCCAAACCAAAAAGCGUCCCCAAAGACCCCAGCUCCCCUCCCGGCACCGAAAACCGGGCGCCUUCUCCCCACGUGGUCCAAGAAAACCUUCACAGCGAGGUGGUCGAAGUCUGCACGUCCAGUACCUUAAAGACAGAUAGCAUAACAGAUAGCACCUGUGAUGAAGGCACCGAGUUUAAGAGCGUGGAUGAGAGUGCCAACAAGGUUCACUUCAGCAUUGGGAAAGCUCCCUUGAAGGAUGAGCAGGAGAUGAGAGCCUCCCCCAAAGUGAGCCGGAAAUGCGCUGGAAGGCACGCCAGGCCGAAGAAGGAAAAAUCCGGCUUCCUCUUCAAAGGGGAAGGCUCCCGAUCUCUGGAGCCGGCCAAGCAAGCCAUGUCCCCUUCGGUGGCGGAAUGCGCCAGGGCCGUCUUUGCCUCUUUCCUCUGGCACGAAGGCAUAGUCCACGACGCUAUGGCCUGCUCGUCCUUCCUCAAGUUCAAUCCAGAACUGUCGAAAGAGCACGCGCCGAUAAGAAACAGUUUAAACAGCCAACAGCCGCCCGAAGAGAAAGAAACCAAGCUGAAGAAUAGGCAUUCCUUGGAAAUCUCAUCCGCUCUCAAUAUGUUCAAUAUUUCACCACACGGACCAGAUAUCUCCAAAAUGGGCAGCAUCAACAAAAAUAAGGUCCUGUCUAUGCUUAAGGAGCCUCCCCUCCAGGAGAAAUGCGAGGACGGAAAGACAGACGGUGCUUCUUUCGAAUUGUCCACCCACCACACGAUGAAGUCCAAAUCUCCCCUGCCCUUAACCUUGCAGCAUCUGGUCGCUUUUUGGGAAGACAUCUCCCUAGCUACCAUCAAGGCCGCUUCGCAGAACAUGAUUUUUCCCAGCCCCGGGUCCUGUGCGGUCCUCAAGAAGAAAGACUGUGACAAAGAUAGUAAGAAGGCCAAAAAGGAAAAAAAGAAGAAAGACAAGGCUGAAGUCAGGCCUAGAGGGAAUUUAUUUGGGGAGAUGGCGCAACUUGCAGUGGGCGGGCCGGAGAAGGACACCAUCUGUGAGCUAUGUGGGGAGUCUCAUCCGUAUCCUGUGACCUAUCACAUGAGACAAGCCCAUCCAGGUUGUGGCCGGUAUGCCGGGGGCCAAGGUUAUAAUAGCAUUGGACACUUUUGUGGCGGAUGGGCUGGUAAUUGUGGUGAUGGCGGAAUAGGAGGUAGCACUUGGUAUCUAGUCUGUGAUCGCUGCAGGGAAAAGUAUCUCCGUGAAAAACAAGCAGCGGCAAGAGAGAAGGUCAAACAAUCUAGGAGAAAACCAAUGCAAGUGAAAACUCCUCGUGCCUUGCCCACGAUGGAGGCUCACCAGGUGAUUAAAGCAAACGCACUGUUCCUGCUGUCUUUGAGCAGCGCCGCCGAGCCGAGCAUUCUCUGUUACCAUCCUACAAAGCCCUUCCAGUCACAGCUUCCCAGUGUGAAAGAAGGCAUUUCUGAAGAUCUCCCCAUUAAAAUGCCAUGCCUCUACUUGCAAACUCUAGCCAGGCAUCAUCAUGAAAACUUUGUGGGUUACCAGGAUGACAACCUUUUCCAGGAUGAAAUGAGGUAUUUGCGUUCCACCUCAGUUCCUGCACCGUACAUAUCGGUAACUCCCGAUGCCAGCCCUAAUGUUUUUGAGGAACCAGAAAGUAACAUGAAGUCCAUGCCACCAAGUUUGGAAACAAGUCCUAUUACAGAUACUGAUCUGGCAAAGCGAACAGUCUUCCAAAGAUCAUAUUCCGUUGUUGCAUCAGAGUAUGACAAACAACAUUCGAUUUUACCUGCACGAGUUAAGGCAAUUCCUAGAAGAAGAGUUAACAGUGGGGACACUGAAGUUGGGUCCUCUCUUUUGCGACAUCCAUCUCCUGAACUUUCCCGACUAAUCUCAGCCCAUAGCUCUCUUUCCAAAGGGGAAAGAAAUUUCCAGUGGCCAGUGUUAGCAUUUGUGAUACAGCACCAUGAUCUGGAAGGUCUUGAGAUAGCAAUGAAGCAGGCUUUAAGGAAAUCUGCUUGCCGCGUUUUUGCUAUGGAGGCUUUCAACUGGCUUUUAUGUAAUGUCAUCCAAACAACUUCUCUUCAUGAUAUUUUAUGGCAUUUUGUGGCUUCACUGACUCCUGCACCAGUGGAACCAGAGGAGGAUGAAGAUGAGGAGAACAAAGCAAACAAAGAAAAUGCAGAACAAGAGAAAGACACCCGAGUAUGUGAACAUCCUUUGUCGGAUAUAGUGAUUGCAGGUGAAGCAGCACAUCCGCUGCCACAUACUUUCCAUCGCCUCCUCCAAACCAUCUCUGAUCUUAUGAUGUCUCUUCCCAGCGGCAGCUCGCUGCAGCAAAUGGCCCUGAGAUGCUGGAGCCUCAAAUUCAAGCAAUCUGAUCACCAGUUCCUACACCAGAGCAAUGUCUUUCAUCAUAUUAACAACAUUCUGUCCAAAUCUGAUGAUGGAGAUAGUGAAGAGAGCUUUAGCAUCAGUAUACAGUCUGGUUUUGAAGCUAUGAGUCAGGAAUUGUGCAUAGUCAUUUGUUUAAAAGACCUGACCGGCAUCGUUGACAUAAAAACGUCAAGCCGUCCUGCUAUGAUCGGCAGUUUGACGGAUGGAUCAACAGAAACCUUCUGGGAAUCGGGAGAUGAGGAUAAAAACAAAACCAAAAACAUCACAAUCAACUGUGUGAAAGGAAUUAAUGCCCGCUACGUAUCUGUUCAUGUAGACAACUCCCGAGAUCUUGGGAACAAAGUGACCUCAAUGACUUUCUUGACUGGAAAAGCAGUAGAAGAUCUGUGUAGAAUCAAACAGGUUGAUCUGGAUUCUCGGCACAUUGGUUGGGUAACCAGUGAGCUUCCAGGAGGAGAUAAUCACAUCAUCAAAAUUGAACUGAAGGGUCCAGAGAACACACUGAGAGUUCGACAAGUGAAAGUCUUGGGCUGGAAAGAUGGCGAAAGCAUUAAAAUCGCAGGUCAAAUCUCAGCCAGUGUGGCUCAGCAAAGAAACUGUGAAGCCGAGACCCUACGAGUAUUCCGACUUAUCACUUCCCAGGUCUUUGGAAAACUCAUAUCUGGAGAUGCUGAGCCUACUCCUGAACAAGAGGAAAAGACACUGUUAUCUUCACCUGAAGGAGAAGAAAAAGUAUACAAUGCAACCUCUGAUGCUGACCUGAAAGAGCAUAUGGUUGGAAUCAUAUUCAGCAGGAGUAAGCUGACAAAUUUACAAAAACAGGUGUGUGCUCACAUCGUCCAGGCCAUCCGAAUGGAAGCAACCCGGGUCCGUGAAGAAUGGGAACAUGCCAUCUCCAGCAAAGAAAAUGCCAAUUCUCAGCCCAACGAUGAAGACGCCUCCUCGGAUGCCUAUUGCUUUGAGCUGCUCUCCAUGGUCUUGGCCCUGAGCGGAUCAAAUGUGGGUCGACAAUACCUGGCUCAACAGCUCACUCUGCUCCAGGACCUCUUUUCUUUACUGCAUACUGCCUCUCCCAGGGUGCAGAGACAGGUGACCUCUCUCCUUCGAAGAGUUCUCCCCGAGGUGACCCCUAACCGCCUCGCCAGCAUCAUCGGGGUGAAGUCUCUGCCCCCGGCGGAUAUCAGCGACAUCAUUCACUCCACAGAGAAAGGAGACUGGAAUAAGCUGGGCAUCUUGGACAUGUUCCUGGGCUGCAUCGCCAAGGCCCUCACGGUCCAGCUGAAAGCCAAGGGCACCACGAUCACGGGAACGGCCGGCACCGCGGCGGGCAAAGGGGUCACCACCGUCACGUUGCCCAUGAUCUUCAAUUCCAGUUAUAUUCGGCGAGGUGAAAGCCAUUGGUGGAUGAAAGGCUCAACUCCUACCCAGAUUUCGGAGAUCAUUAUUAAACUAAUCAAGGACAUGGCAGCGGGUCACCUUUCUGAAGCUUGGUCCCGGGUGACAAAAAAUGCCAUUGCAGAAACCAUCAUUGCCUUGACCAAGAUGGAAGAAGAGUAUAGAUCUCCAGUGCGAUGCAUUGCAACAACAAGGUUAUGGCUGGCUCUCGCUUCACUUUGUGUCCUCGAUCAGGACCAUGUAGAUCGGCUGUCCUCCGGCAGAUGGAUGGGAAAGGAUGGGCAACAGAAGCAAAUGCCUAUGUGUGAUAACCAUGAUGAUGGUGAAACUGCAGCAAUCAUUUUAUGCAACGUGUGUGGAAAUUUAUGCACUGACUGUGACAGAUUCCUCCAUCUUCAUCGCCGAACAAAAACUCAUCAAAGACAGGUGUUCAAAGAAGAGGAAGAAGCUAUCAAGGUCGAUCUUCAUGAGGGGUGUGGUAGAACUAAAUUAUUCUGGCUGAUGGCAUUAGCCGAUUCCAAAACCAUGAAGGCAAUGGUGGAGUUCCGGGAACACACAGGCAAACCAACGACCAGCAGCUCAGACGCAUGUCGUUUCUGCGGUUCGAGGAAUGGGACAGAGCUUUCUUCUGUAGGCAGCGUAUGUCCAGAUGCUGAUUGUCAGGAGUACGCUAAGAUAGCCUGUAGCAAGACUCAUCCUUGUGGCCAUCCGUGCGGAGGUGUUAAAAAUGAAGACCACUGUCUGCCCUGCCUGUACGGCUGUGAUAAAAGCGCCACAACGCUGAAGCAAGAUGCCGAUGACAUGUGCAUGAUCUGUUUCACGGAAGCCCUUUCUGCGGCCCCGGCUAUCCAGCUGGACUGUAGUCACGUGUUCCAUUUGCAAUGCUGCCGACGGGUUUUGGAAAACAGGUGGCUUGGGCCAAGGAUAACAUUUGGGUUUAUAUCUUGUCCUAUUUGCAAGAACAAAAUCAAUCAUACAGUAUUAAAAGAUCUGCUUGAUCCAAUCAAAGAACUCUAUGAGGAUGUGAGAAGGAAAGCCUUGAUGAGGUUGGAAUACGAAGGUUUGCACAAGAGCGAAGCCAUUACAACUCCUGGAGUCAGGUUUUAUAAUGAUCCAGCUGGAUAUGCCAUGAAUAGAUAUGCCUAUUACGUCUGCUACAAAUGCAGAAAGGCGUAUUUUGGGGGCGAAGCUCGCUGUGAUGCCGAGGCCGGACAAGGGGACGAUUACGACCCGAGAGAGCUCAUCUGUGGCGCCUGCUCCGAUGUUUCCAGGGCUCAGAUGUGCCCCAAGCAUGGUACGGACUUUUUAGAAUACAAAUGCCGUUACUGCUGCUCAGUGGCUGUAUUUUUCUGUUUUGGAACAACGCAUUUUUGUAACGCUUGUCAUGAUGAUUUUCAAAGGAUGACAAGCAUUCCUAAAGAAGAACUUCCACACUGUCCUGCAGGUCCCAAAGGCAAACAGCUGGAGGGAACCGAAUGUCCACUGCACGUCGUCCAUCCCCCGACUGGUGAAGAAUUUGCUCUGGGCUGUGGAGUUUGCAGAAACGCUCACACGUUUUAGAUCGGUCGGUUUUCUCUGCCAGACAAAACAGUUGCCCUCGUUCCCCCCGCCCCGAAGAGAGAGCAUGGUGACGUUGAAACAUCCCUCAGGAUGAGGAUGGGACCAUUUUCAAAAUCGAAGUAAAAAAAAACCAACCACAAAAAAAACUAUUUCUAGUGCAAGAAGGAUGCCAAAUACCGUGUACAUAAUUCUUGCUGUGAGAGAUUUUCUUUCUUUUUUUUUAUCCAGUACAUCAAAACUUGUAAGGUGUUUGCAUGUGGCCAUUACAGUCAUCGGCUAAGAAGCAUUGGGUAUUUAUAGAUAAUGGAUUGAAAAAAAAAAAGAUGACCAUGCCCAUAGGUUGGAAAGAUGCUGGCUCUCAGUAAAGGAAAGGAAAGAAAUCAUUGGUUAUUGUAUACUGACUUUUGUAAUCCUGUACAAUUGUAACUGCAUCACGGGUGAGGUGGGGGGGAAGAGGAAUAUUCUGUUUUAUUUCCUAGACUGUUACAAAAAUUGUGUUAGACAGGCAUAUAAAUGUAAUAAGUAUCACACUGUAUAUAAGGAUAUCAAUGUUUGUCUUGUAUAAGAAUUACUAAAUUACAAGAGCAGUUUCAUUUAAACUUCUGGGUUACGUUUGAGCCUGAAAUUUUAAUGAAGUGCAAUACUGAGUGUGCCUCAUAUCUUGCAGCUGUAAACAUAACGGAAUGUACAUGUCAAUAAAGCCACUGUACGUUUUUAUACAGUGAUAAAGUCUAA
Molecule: messenger RNA, 15174 nt
Organism: Ornithorhynchus anatinus (platypus)
Lineage: Eukaryota; Metazoa; Chordata; Mammalia; Monotremata; Ornithorhynchidae
Gene: MYCBP2
Product: MYC binding protein 2
Exons: 86
Coding region: 13-14439 (4808 amino acids)
Cellular component (GO): nucleus
Source: RefSeq, a predicted model, not a curated record